Messenger RNA from Fusarium oxysporum Fo47, 1087 nucleotides. Its product is annotated as GPALPP motifs-containing protein 1. The transcript has a single exon. The record is from RefSeq and is a predicted model, not a curated record. The coding region runs from base 88 to 1020 and encodes 310 amino acids. NCBI's taxonomy places the organism in Eukaryota, Fungi, Ascomycota, Sordariomycetes, Hypocreales, Nectriaceae.
CUUGAAUCGAAGCUUUAAAUGCUACACCCCUCGCAAUAUACAGACUGAAACACUGGAACGGAACGCCAUUCACAAAUCAUACUCGAAAUGUCUUCGAUUGGGCCUCAAUUACCGCCACACCUAUCGAAACGGAAGCGCACACCUGAUGAUGAAGCCUCAAACUCCAGCAAACACCGUCGCAGCGAAUCUCCAGCAAAGAAUACAGAUGAGAUUGACCUAGAAGACUCGGACGAUGAUUAUGGUCCCAGCGCACCUUUACCGCCCAAAGCACCCGUCGGCCCAGCUUUACCGGCAUCGAAUAAGGACGAGAUAGAUCUCGAGUCUGAUUCCGAAUCUGAUACAGGCCCAGCACCACCAAAGCCCACCGUUGGGCCUGCGCCACCUCCCGCCGAUAUUUCGCAACGCCCAGCAACAUCUCCCGACUCAGAUUCAGACUCCGAAGAUGACUACGGCCCUGCACUACCAGGCUCAGUCAAAGCGAACAAACCCACGAUAGGGCCACAGCUUCCAUCCGCUGAACCAGCACCCCAGCGCGACUCGUGGAUGCUUGCGCCCCCCACAGCAUCGGGCUACUCAGAGCGCGACCCAACCAAGAUGCGCAAUCGUAAAUUCGCUUCCAAGCCAGCAUCGUCUUCUGGUCCCUCGACUGUAUCGACAAUAUGGACCGAAACCCCUGAAGAGAAGCUGAAGAGACUGCAAGACUCGGUACUAGGACGCGCCGACAAGAAUACAGACACAGCACCGAAGCUAGGGAAGUCUCAGGAAGAGGAAGAACGGAAUCGUAGAAUUGCAGCAAAUAUUGAAUCGCAGCGAGGUAAAAGUCUAUACGCAGAGCAUCAGGGGCGAAGAGAAAAGGAAGGUCAAAGGGUUGAGGAGGAGGAGGAUGAUCCCAGUAAGCGGGGAUUUGACCGAGAAAAGGAUAUGGCUCUGGGUGGAAAGAUCGGCACGGCGCAAAGGAGAGAGUUGAUGAACAAAGCUGCUGAUUUUGGUGGCAGGUUUUCAAAGGGAUCUUUCCUCUAGCAUGUGGACGAUAGAUCUCUGGGAUUCUAAGACAAGAAACUAGAUCAAGACUUAUUCUUCUUCUUCU